Cladophialophora bantiana CBS 173.52 is the source of this 1344-nucleotide messenger RNA. RefSeq lists its product as uncharacterized. The coding region runs from base 1 to 1344 and encodes 447 amino acids. The record is from RefSeq and is a predicted model, not a curated record. The transcript has 2 exons. NCBI's taxonomy places the organism in Eukaryota, Fungi, Ascomycota, Eurotiomycetes, Chaetothyriales, Herpotrichiellaceae.
AUGAGCGGGGCGUUGAACCCGCGGCGACAUGAGCAUCUCACCUUUUUGGCGUUUUGCAAGCUUCUCCAGCUCGUCUCUUCAUACACGAUCCCGCAAUAUGUAAUCGACUAUGCCCCAAUCGUCUGGCUACAUUCCGAUGACCGGUAUAUGCCAAGUGACAUUUUGAGCCAUGUCUUACACACGGCGCCGAGGGUCGGCUUUGAGCCCAUAACGAACGCGAUGCCACUGAGAAAUCUGGAGAAUCUGUCCCUGUUGAACCGAUACGGCAAGGACGGGACCGAUGUCUAUUUGACGGCGGUCGAAGACGUGUCCGUCUUUCCGGACUGGGUCCUCGGCGAGACACCUGAUGCGACGGGAUCUCUUCGAAAUUCCACUGCAUGCGCCGUCGUCGUUGUGGAUAAGAAGGGUGAGGAUGUCAACCGACAGGAGCAGCUGGUAUUGGACGCCUUCUACUUCUAUUUCUACUCUUGGAACGAAGGAGCCGACAUCUUGCAGGUGGUGCCACCAUUGAACAAGCUGUUCCCGGACAGCAAGCCCGGCGAUCAUUACGGCAACCAUUUGGGUGACUGGGAACACAACAUGAUCCGGUUCGAGAAUGGGAACCCGACAGGGAUAUACUUCAGCCACCACACCGGUGGCGAAGCCUGCGCUUGGGAGGACGAGGCCUGUCUGUCGAAGCAAGGAGAAAGGCCGGUUGUCUUCAGCGCUCGCGGAUCCCACGCAAACUACCCCUCGGAAGGAAGCCACGUCCACGACGAAGCACUCAUCGACAUCGCAGACAAGGGCCGGCUGUGGGACCCGGUCAAACGAGCCUACUUCUACCAUUACGACCAGCACAGCGAGACCUUCACCGCGGCAGACCCAGGGGGCACAGACCCAACCGACUGGCUGGCCUUCAACGGAAGCUGGGGCGACAAACAGUAUCCCGACUCGGAUCCUCGACAAGAGACGGUCCCCUACUUCGGGCUCAGGAAAUACAACAACGGGCCCAACGGGCCCAAGUUCAAGCACCUCGUGAGGCAAGGGCUGAUGCCCGAUGGGAAAGAGAAGGCCAAUCUCAUGAAGACGCUGGUCCACUGGUACAUGGCCAUGUACGGGUGCUGCUUGAAGGGCAUCAACCCGUGGGUGGUCAUCGUCGGCCUCUUGGUUGCUUUGGCCGCGACGAUCGGCCUGUGCGUCUUCACGUUCAGGAGAGUGCGGCCGCGAUUAAAGGCCUGGGUCCUGGAGUGGAAGGAGAAGAAGAGGAGGAUGAGGAAGACGGACGAAUCUAAAGACACGGCAGAAGUUGAACUUCGGCUACUCGACCCCGACAGGGCAGAAGCCGAGGACGACGCGGAGGUAUAG